Molecule: messenger RNA, 600 nt
Organism: Mya arenaria
Lineage: Eukaryota; Metazoa; Mollusca; Bivalvia; Myida; Myidae
Exons: 3
Coding region: 1-567 (188 amino acids)
Source: RefSeq, a predicted model, not a curated record
AUGAUCAACGCUGGCGUUGGGGAACAAGAAAUCAAUAAUAUUCUUGCCUACAUGAACCUUCCCUUUGUUAAUAAGAAGAAACUCAAGAACAGGGAGCGAAACAUCGGCAAGAGCUUUGAGGUAGUUGCCGCCCAGUCAUGUUCACGUGCAGUGGAAUAUGAAAUUCGAAAUUCUAAGGAAACAGAUGAACAGUGGGUGGAGGUUUCGGCGGAUGGCGGCUGGCAGAAACGAGGAACUGGUCACAGUAACAACAGCUUGUCCGGGCACGUGACAAUUGUCGGCAAAUCUUCAAGAAAAUGUUCGAGCUUUGGCGUUGCUAAAAAAUGUAGAUUUUGCAAGAAUGCAAUCAGAAGAAAAGUUCCAGCAACAAAGCACAAAUGCGGGAAGAACUGGACGGGCUCGUCAAAAGCAAUGGGGGCAUUCCUGACAUUAAAAUGCCUUCAGGAUUUGAAAAGGAAAGGCCUCGAGGUGAAUGCAUUAACAAUGGACGACGACACGUCAACGUAUACUAGAGUGAAACGAUGCCCUUUUUCCGUCCCUUCGAAAAAUAAUACAAUAAUGAUAUAAACCAUGUUGUGAAAAACGUAUCCAAUUUCCUUU